AUGAAGGUGACAUCUCAUCUCACGUCUGUGCUGGCCGCCACGGGUUUCUUGCAAUCCGGCGUCCAAGCCGUCCAGCCUCUCGUUGACGUCGGGUACGCCAAGUUUCAGGGAGCCGUGACAAACAAGGCGCUGGGCGUCACAAGUUGGAAGGGCAUCCAGUUCGCCGCCCCUCCCGUUGGCAAGCUUCGUUUCGCUGCCCCAGCCGACCCGCUCCAGAGAGGCACGGUCAACGCAUCAGCCCACGGUCCCAUCUGCCCCCCGCAGCAGCCGGGGGACUGGACCGUCACCGGUACCUAUGAUCGCUUCACAGUCGACGAGGACUGCCUGUACUUGGCCGUGACAGCGCCCUCCAAGGCCUCGAAGAACUCAAAGUUGCCCGUCGUCUUCUUUCUCCAGGGUGGCGGCUUCUCCUCCAACUCCAACGCCAACUGGGAUGCCAGCGAGAUUGCAGCUGACGGCAAUGUCGUUGUCGUGCAGAUCAACUACCGCGUCGGCAUGUACGGCUUUCUCCAUAGCAAGGAAGUCCGCGCGGGCGGCUCGCUCAAUGCUGGUAUCAAGGACAUGUUCAAAGCCCUGGAAUGGGUGCAGAAGAACAUCCACAACUUUGGUGGCAACCCUAACCAAGUCGUCCUCGACGGUGUGAGUGCCGGUGGCUCAGCCGUUGGUCUACUCAUGGCUGCAAACACGGGAAGCAAGAAGAAGCCUUUCGCCGGAGGCAUCGUCGAGUCAGGCGGCUGGGUCACGAUGCGCACGCUGGAGCAAGGACAGGGACAAUACGAUUGUCUCGCCAAGGAGAAGGGCUGCGCCGACUCGGCCGACUCGCUCUCCUGUCUGCGCGCCCUGAACCAGUCAGCUGUCCGGUCGUCCAACUGCUGGUUCAACCCCAAUAUCGACGGCGAACUUUUCUCCGACAGUUUGGUGAACCUCUUCCGCACGGGCAAGUACACCAAGCUCCCGACCAUCUGGGGCACUUGUGCCAACGAGGGUACCAAGUACUCGGCGCCGCAGUCCACCAAUACGACGGAGCAGGCCCUCGGCUUCAUCAAGGGCAAUGAUCCCUCGCUUUCGGACAACUCGCUCGCCAUCAUCGACGACCUGUACAUUGAUGUCCCGCAGCCCGUCUUCCCGGACUCGGGCAUCAAGUGGCGCCAGGCCGCCAACGCCAUCGGCGACAUUGGCAACCACUGCAUCGUCCGCAACGUCCAGAAAUACCUUGCGCGUGACGAAGCCACGACUUGGAACUACAAGCUUUUCGUGCAGACAAACAACACGCACAUGGAGAAGAUGAGCUCGGCGCAGAACCUGAGGUGUGAUGUCGUGAGGCCUGUAUCGGAGAAUCUGGGCAAGCCGGCCAACAGUGGCGUUGUGACGCAGCUGGAUGAAAAGCUGGCUGCUGGUAUUAACGGCACGACCGAGGAUACCACUUUGUCCUGA
Molecule: messenger RNA, 1434 nt
Organism: Verticillium alfalfae VaMs.102
Lineage: Eukaryota; Fungi; Ascomycota; Sordariomycetes; Glomerellales; Plectosphaerellaceae
Product: para-nitrobenzyl esterase
Exons: 2
Coding region: 1-1434 (477 amino acids)
Source: RefSeq, a predicted model, not a curated record